AAGUUAUGAUACAGAAGAAGGCUUAAAAAUUUUAGAAGAUUCUAUUUCCUUCGCUAACGGCAUUCUUCAUAUCAAUACUGACGAUGUCGAACCCUUAUAUUCAGUCCUGGAAGAUCAGUAAGCAAUUUUGACUAUAUUUCGUGCAACUUAGCACUAAGAGAAGACAAAGUAACUCAAGGAAAUUGCCAGAAGGAAAUCCUGAAAAAUGCAGCAGUAAAGGAGGAUGACUAUUUUGUUGCACCUAUAGGAAAUAUACCCUUACAUGAAGUAGAAGUUGACCAAGAGGCAUCUAAAGUUAAACAAUAUGAACACUGAAAUCAAAAAAUUGUUUCAAAUGAAACAGUUCUUCACAAUCUUACACUCACAGGAUAACAGUAUCAAAUUUAAAUUGAGAGAACCUAGUCAAUUGUUAAUAAAAAAUAUUCAUAAUGACUGGCUUCAGUACAACCAUAUAAAAUCUGGUAAACAUCAUAUGCCUGUCUUCCUAAAUGACUUAAGACACAAAUUAGAACAUAAUCCAUCAGCAUUUGGUAUUGUUAAACAAGACUUGCUGGAUUAUAAGAAAGAUAGAGGCUUAGAACUAAAAUACAAAAACUGGGAUUUAGGAAAAAAAUCUUUACUAGCAUUAGAACUUAUUGUGCCUCAACAUUAUGGUAUGCAGUACCUCAUUCAAUGGCAAAGAUAUAGAAAAUACUGGUGGAGUAGUAUAUCAACAACACCAAGUUUAUUCUCUACAAAUGAACUUAAGUAUGAUGGCAAUUCUGGUAAUGUUGAUAUAGUGGCACAGUUCCCCAAAGGUGAUCGGCUUGUAGAAAGCCUCUCUUUUGAAGCUAACGCUGCUAACAAAACUUGUACUUUGGGCUGUACUAUACACUUGGAGCAUGCAUUAUUUGUUCUUCUUCUGGAUGGAUUAAACAGCAGUAACAGAGAAGAUUAUUUAAGGCUUCACAGAAAAAUUGCUCCUUAUAAGAUUUCCAUUGCCUUGAAUAUAGGAAAAGAAUCAAUCAAUGGUGGUCCUUUGUGUAAACUGGCGAGUUAUCUGUACCAGAGACUAGAGACGAACAACAUCUCAACAUGGCUACCGGAUUUUUCUCUUCCAUUGGAUAUGCAGAUAAAAGAAGGCCUCCGUAUGGGCGUCACUUACACAGCAAUACUGGAAGAAAAUACACUCAAAUUCGGAUUAUUGACAUUAAUGAACAGUAGUACAACAUUGACGGAACAAGCACACAUAGCAGACUUAUGCAAAUAUGCAGCUUUAAUAUCAGGAAGUCAAAAAGAAGUAGAUUGUUUGAAGUAAUAUAUGUGGGUACAUGUGUAGAGAAUAAACUUUCGUUAAAUAAU
Messenger RNA from Helicoverpa armigera (cotton bollworm), 1341 nucleotides. RefSeq names its product DNA polymerase subunit gamma-2, mitochondrial (gene DNApol-gamma35). Lineage: Eukaryota; Metazoa; Arthropoda; Insecta; Lepidoptera; Noctuidae. The coding region runs from base 305 to 1297 and encodes 330 amino acids. The record is from RefSeq and is a predicted model, not a curated record. The transcript has 7 exons.